Molecule: messenger RNA, 695 nt
Organism: Aphanomyces astaci
Lineage: Eukaryota; Oomycota; Saprolegniomycetes; Saprolegniales; Verrucalvaceae
Exons: 1
Coding region: 90-650 (186 amino acids)
Molecular function (GO): metal ion binding
Source: RefSeq, a predicted model, not a curated record
AGCUAUCCCACCAUUUACUGUAACGUCAGCCGCUACGCACAGCUUCAUUCUCUUCAUUCCCGAUACCUAACAGACAGGCACAGCAAGCCAUGGCGGCGGCUACAGCCCCCCCCCCGAAUCAAAUGAUCCUGUAUCGAAUGGAGCACUUGAUCUCGCGCCAAGCGUGGGUGCAGAACAAACUGCGCAGCGUGUGCGUGUUAUGCGCCAAGCGGUUCUUCCUUGGCGGAAAGCACCAUUGCCGACGGUGCGGCGAAGUGUUUUGCAGCGACUGCACGCGCUUCGAAGCUACGGAGCUACCGGCCAUCGGUCGCACCAAAGUUCGCGUGUGCAAGAUGUGCUUUGCCAGGGACCUCCAAGACCAGUCGUUGCUGGUUUUGUCCAGGUCGAGUUCGGAAGACGAAGAGGCCGAAGCCGAGCUCAUCCGAAAGACGGAAAUGAUGCUGUUCAGCCCCAACCAACAGGUCUUGGUGCGAGCCAACGUGAAGGCUGAAAAGUCGCUUCUCGACGACUGCGACGCCCGCACGACCGCCGACUCGGACAUUUCACUGGAGUGCCAUAAAAGUAGUAGUAACGUUAGUAGUAGUAGCAGCGCGCCAUCGCCCGUGUGGCGGCAUCCGCCCAAACGAAGGGACCACCACUACGAUGUUUGAAUAACUAUGAAUACCCGAGUCCAUCAGGAGGCUCUACUAUGUUGC